AUGGAUGCUGGAUUGGGUGGGGUGCUCAUUACUGUCUUCCUCAUCAUCAUCCUGUGGUUCCUGCUCUGGAGAAGUGACAUGAAGAGAAGCCAGCUGCCUCCUGGACCAGCCCCGUGGCCCAUUCUAGGCAACCUGUGGCAAAAGAAUGUCCUGCCACUCUAUAGACACUAUGAGAAGCUCAGCAGCACGUACGGCCCCAUCUUCACUGUCUGGCUGGGGCUGAAGCCAGUGGUGGUGCUCUGUGGAUACGAGGCAGUGAAGGAUGCUCUGGUGGGCCACUCUGAGGAGUUUGGGGGCAGACCUGCAAUACCCCUCCUGAUGCAGUUAUCGAAAGACUACGGAUUUGUCUCCAAUAAUGAGAAGAAGUGGAGGGAACUGCGAAGGUUCACGCUCAGUACCCUGCGGGACUUCGGGAUGGGGAAGAGCUCCAUGUCACAGAAGGUGCAGCAGGAGGCUCAGCACCUGGUGGAACUUCUGGCAAGGCUCAAAGGAAAUGCCUUUGAGCCGAUGACGAUGUUCAGACAUGCAGUUGCCAAUGUGAUCUGUUCUGUUGUCUUCGGGAACCGUUACAGCUACAGCGAUGCAGCCUUUCUGGAGCUACUGAAUGCCAUUGGGAAUUACAUCAGCUUCUUCCUCUCCCCUAUUGCCAAGGUCUACAACACCUUUCCCAACAUCAUGCACCACCUCCCAGGGCCACACAAGAAAGCUCUGGCCGAGUGCCAGAAGCUGAAGGACCACAUCCGAGAAAAAGUGGAGUUUCACAAGCUGACGCUGGACACCACCUGCCCCCGGGACUACAUCGACUGUUUCUUGAUGAAAGCGGAGAAGGAGAAGAACAGCCCAGAGAACAUGUACACCAACGAAGACUUGAUCAUGUCAGUGUUCAAUCUCUUUGGUGCCGGAACAGUGACUACCAGCAACACUCUGGUCUUCUUCCUCUUGAUGCUGGCAAAACACCCCCAUAUUCAAGCCAAGGUCCAAGAGGAGAUUGACGCAGUGGUGGGCACUGGCCGUGCUCCCAGCAUGGAGGACAAGCUGAGAAUGCCGUACACUAACGCGGUGAUCCAUGAGCUGCAGCGCUUCCACAAGACCCGCAUCGAGAACUUCCCCCGAAUGACAACACAGGACAUUGUGUUCAGGGGUUACACCAUCCCCAAGGGCACACCUGUUAUUCCUGUAUUUUCCUCUGUGCAUUCGGAUCCGACCCAGUGGGAAAACCCCAAAAAUGUUGACCCAGCCCACUUCUUGGAUCAGAAGGGCGAGUUCAGGAAGCAUGAAGCCUUCAUGGCCUUCUCAGCAGGGAAGCGGAUGUGCCCAGGAGAGGCACUGGCCCGCAUCGAGCUCUUCCUUUUCCUUACCACACUACUGCAGAGCUUCACCUUCCACCUUGCCACCGAGCACAAAGAGAUGGAUUUAUUCUCCCUAUGGCUUGAGAUAGAGAGGAGGGCAACACCAGGCAAAUUCUUUGCUAUUCCACGCUCAGUGUCCUCUUAA
Acanthisitta chloris (rifleman) is the source of this 1494-nucleotide messenger RNA. Its product is annotated as cytochrome P450 2C5-like. The transcript is spliced from 9 exons. Lineage: Eukaryota; Metazoa; Chordata; Aves; Passeriformes; Acanthisittidae. Bases 1 to 1494 code for a protein of 497 amino acids. The record is from RefSeq and is a predicted model, not a curated record. Gene Ontology annotation, cellular component: intracellular membrane-bounded organelle; cytoplasm. Gene Ontology annotation, biological process: xenobiotic metabolic process. Gene Ontology annotation, molecular function: oxidoreductase activity, acting on paired donors, with incorporation or reduction of molecular oxygen, reduced flavin or flavoprotein as one donor, and incorporation of one atom of oxygen; iron ion binding; heme binding.